UCACGAUUAGGCCGGUCACUGAUCAGGUAGAAAACCAGAGAAAGCCGCCGACGUCGGAGGUUUUCUGGCAGUCGGGCACAAGCAACCAUAACCAAAGCCCAAUUGCAACACCACCACCACGCCACACGCGAGCGAGAAAACCCCGAGUCAAAUGGCGUUUCUUUACUAAUCAAUCCACGAGCAUGCCCGCUGAAACCAGCAAGAAGCCGUCGUCGUCCCGAGCAGGCGAGCACCACCCCUAUAAGACGAGGCCUCCCUCCCUGUCCCAAGCUCGAUCGAUUCCAAAGCCAGUCAGCAAGCCAACCACCGACGGGUCAAUCAUGGAGGGGCUCAUCCCGUUCGUCUACAAGGCCAUCAAGGAGCGGCGCAGCCGGAGCUACUCCAGGUGCGGCAGCUCGUCCGCCGUCGCGGACGAGGACGACGUGUGGGAGCAGCAGAAGCAGCAGUGGGCACCGGCGGCGGACGGCGCCGGGAGGGAGCAGGCGGGGCACCGGCGGCACCGGUCGCUGGAGGAACUGGCCGGCGAGGUGGGCGCCGCGGCGCCGGAGUGGCCGGCCCGCGGGGCCAUGCGCAGGGGCAGGAGCGCCAGGAUCUUCUCCUGCAUCGGCGGCAUGUGAUCACUGAUCAGCACGUACGUAGUUCAUUUGUGCCUGUACUGUAAGGUAAGGUUGAGGGUGAUCUGAAGAGUACGUACAAGGGAGUUGGUGCACGUAGUGCGCGCGUGUUGUGUUGUGUGUACUCCAACCAAAGUGUAUAUACAUGGAUUUUAUGAAGAUGAUGGUGUAAA
Messenger RNA from Hordeum vulgare subsp. vulgare (domesticated barley), 787 nucleotides. RefSeq lists its product as uncharacterized. NCBI's taxonomy places the organism in Eukaryota, Viridiplantae, Streptophyta, Magnoliopsida, Poales, Poaceae. The record is from RefSeq and is a predicted model, not a curated record. The coding region runs from base 183 to 617 and encodes 144 amino acids. The transcript has a single exon.